Aspergillus homomorphus CBS 101889 is the source of this 3523-nucleotide messenger RNA. RefSeq names its product DNA-directed DNA polymerase delta POL3. Gene Ontology annotation, molecular function: nucleotide binding; 3'-5'-DNA exonuclease activity; DNA binding. The transcript is spliced from 3 exons. Gene Ontology annotation, biological process: base-excision repair, gap-filling; DNA-templated DNA replication; nucleotide-excision repair, DNA gap filling. Gene Ontology annotation, cellular component: delta DNA polymerase complex. Bases 125 to 3445 code for a protein of 1106 amino acids. The record is from RefSeq and is a predicted model, not a curated record. Lineage: Eukaryota; Fungi; Ascomycota; Eurotiomycetes; Eurotiales; Aspergillaceae.
CCCAGCAUCGCCGGCUCAACUUCCCUGAAGAUCAAGCACCCCCAUCCUAUCUUGCGCUUCUGUCACGGCUGGUAAGGGUUCUGGAAGGGCAAUUGCUAUUGUUCGUCAUAUAUGAACACUCAAAAUGCCUGAAGCCGUCACCAUGCCCCAGAAGCGGGUGCUGGGCGAGGCAACGAACAACCCUCGCGGCAGCACUCCGAAGUCACCAACUGCGCUCAAGAAACGCAAGCUCGAGAAUGGGCCUUCUUUCAGAGCCAGCCAGGGCCCACAGGCCCAGCGGAGAGUCCCUGGCUCCAGUCAGCCACAAAAGAGCCAGUUCGAGGAGGAAGUUCUCGAGAAGUUGACCCAAGAUAUGAAUGGGUUAAAACGGAACAACUCGGAGAAGGAUCAGCAAUGGGAGCGUCCGCCGCUCGGCGAGUUUGACCCUUCCAAGGAUAAUAUUUGUUUCCAACAGAUCGAUGCGGAGGAGGGUGCAAUUCACGGCGGGAAAACCGCAGUUCGACUUUUUGGAGUUACAGAGGCCGGCCAGUCUGUUCUGCUCCAUGUCACAGGUUUCCAACACUAUUUGUACAUCGCGGCCCCCGUGAACUUUACGAAAGACGACUGCGAGCCUUACCGAGCGUUCCUCGAAAGUCGGAUCGGACAAUUUCAACCUACAAUCCAGUCGGUACAGAUAACAAUGAGGGAAAACAUAUACGGCUUUCAAGGCAAUCAGAAGAGUUAUUACCUCAAGAUCACGGUCACAGAACCGAAGCACGUCAGCAAACUCCGCGGCGCUUUGGAGAGCGGAGGUGCGCAGAGUCUCAACUACAAGGGUCUCUGGAAUAACUCCGAUGGCGGAAUUCUGACAUUUGACAACAUCCAAUACCUUCUUAGGUUCAUGAUUGAUGUUGACAUCUCGGGCAUGUCAUGGGUUGAGGCGAAGGCCGGAAAGUACCGAAUAUUCGGUCCACGGGAGAAGAUGUCGAACUGUCAGAUUGAAGCGAGUAUAGAUUAUCGCGAUCUGAUUUCGCACCAUCCGACUGGCGAGUGGGCCAAGAUGGCACCCCUUCGUAUCUUAUCGUUCGAUAUUGAAUGUGCUGGUCGCAAGGGAAUCUUUCCAGAACCAAACCAAGACCCCGUUAUCCAGAUCGCGAAUGUUGUCACUCGUUACGGAGAGUCCAAGCCUUUCAUUCGCAACGUCUUUGUCAUGGACACAUGCAGUCUUAUCGUCAAUACUCAGGUUUUGGAGUUUCAGGAUGAGUCUAAGAUGCUGAUGGCUUGGCGCGACUUUGUCGAGAAAGUAGAUCCAGACGUCAUUAUUGGAUAUAACAUUGCCAACUUCGACUUUCCGUAUCUUCUGGAUCGGGCCAAGCAUUUGAAAUGUACUGGCUUCCCUUACUGGACUCGACUGAACGGGGUGGCGUCGAUCGCUAAGGACACGAACUUUUCCAGCAAGCAGAUGGGCAACCGCGACACGAAGUCGACAAACACUAACGGCCGAAUCCAGCUGGAUCUGCUUCAAUUGGUACAGAGAGACCAUCAUUUGCGAAGUUAUACAUUGAAUUCCGUUUCCUACGAGUUCUUGGGAGAACAGAAGGAAGAUGUGCACCACACGAUGAUCACUGAGCUGUAUAACGGCACGCCAGAUUCCAGGCGACGUUUAGCAGUUUAUUGUUUGAAGGAUGCAUACUUGCCUCAGAGACUGAUGGACAAACUGAUGUGUUUGGUCAACUACACUGAGAUGGCAAGAGUCACAGGUGUGCCUUUCAACUUCUUAUUGUCACGAGGUCAACAAGUCAAGUUCAUCAGUCAGCUGUUUCGAAAAGCAUUGGAGCAGCAGCUGGUUAUCCCCAACAUGAAGUCCACGGAUGAGCAGGAUUAUGAAGGUGCCACAGUCAUUGAACCUGUUAGGGGCUACUAUGGAGUGCCUAUCGCAACUCUUGAUUUCGCAUCCCUAUAUCCUUCUAUUAUUCAGGCGCACAACCUGUGCUAUACCACGUUGCUGAACAAGAACAGUGUAGAGAGGCUCAAGCUCAAGAAGGAUGAAGACUAUAUUGUGACACCAAAUGGCGAUAUGUUCUGUACAGCCAACGUCCGCAAAGGACUUCUGUCCCAGAUUCUCGAGGAACUGUUGACAGCCAGAAAGCGGGCAAAGAAGGAACUUGCUGUUGAGACUGAUCCAUUCAAAAAGGCAGUUCUGAAUGGAAGACAGCUGGCUCUGAAGAUCAGUGCCAACAGUGUUUACGGUCUUACGGGUGCAACCGUUGGAAAGUUACCAUGCUUGCCAAUCGCCAGUAGUACGACCAGUUACGGCCGUCAAAUGAUUGAGAAAACAAAGCAAGAGGUCGAAGCCAGAUAUACCAUCGCCAAUGGGUACUCCCAUGAUGCCAAGGUCAUCUACGGUGAUACUGACUCUGUUAUGGUAAAAUUCGGUGUGAGUGAGCUGGAAGAGGCGAUGAAGCUUGGACAAGAGGCAUCCGAGUAUGUCUCUUCGAAAUUCUUGAAACCCAUCAAGCUUGAAUUCGAGAAGGUCUAUUUUCCGUACCUCCUCAUCAACAAGAAGAGAUAUGCCGGGUUGUAUUGGACGAAUCCCAAGAAGUACGACAAGAUGGACACCAAGGGUAUCGAAACCGUUCGCCGUGACAAUUGCUUGUUGGUACAGAAUGUCAUCGAGACGGUGUUGCACAAGAUCCUGAUUGAUCGAGAUAUUGAUGGUGCCCAAGACUAUGUCAAGGACACUAUCUCGGAUCUCUUGCAAAACAAAGUGGACAUGUCAAAGCUUGUGAUUACCAAGGCACUUUCUAAAGAUGCAUACACAGCGAAGCAGGCGCACGUGGAACUUGCCGAGCGUAUGCGGAAACGUGACGCUGGAUCUGCGCCUACCCUUGGAGAUCGUGUCGCGUACGUCAUCGUGAAGGGUGCUGGAGGUUCGAAAAACUACGAGCGAUCCGAGGAUCCUAUCUAUGUCUUGGAGAACAACAUUCCUAUCGACACCAAGUACUACCUUGACAACCAGCUCGCCAACCCACUGGGUCGUAUCUUCGAGCCUAUCCUUGGCGAGAAAAAAGCCAGCCAACUUCUUACCGGCGAACACACUCGGUCCAUCUCUGUCGCCGCACCAACUAUGGGAGGGCUGAUGAAAUUUGCGAAGAAGACCCAAACGUGCUUGGGUUGCAAGAAACCCCUAUCGCGUAAAGAGGAAAUGGCCGGUGCUGUGUGCGAAUACUGCCGCCCUCGCCUUGGCGAACUCUACAGUAGAUCUUUGAACAAAGUGUCGGAUUUGGAGGUCCGUUUUGGACGUCUGUGGACGCAGUGUCAGCGGUGUCAAGGUAGUUUGCACAGCGAGGUCAUUUGCUCUUCUCGCGAUUGUCCUAUUUUCUACAUGCGUAUGAAGGCGAAGAAGGACGUUGAAGACUCGCAGAAAGAGCUGGCUCGAUUCGAUUUUGACGCUGGUGCAUGGUGAUUAUGAUAUCUAGGUUGGGUAUAUGUUACAUGCGUUGUAUAUCUACUUCAUUGAUUGUUUGGACCUGGGCGCAAUGGC